UGAGCAUACUGUUUGUCCAGGAUCUAUCGUUGUCAGCUUUAGCGAAAACAGGAUUGGUUUCAGGAUAUGCAGAUAAGUUACUACCCUUAAUACCAAGAAGGACUCCAAGUGCUCGGUGCAACUAUACUGCGAGAAGGAAGAUCCCCAGAAGCUGCCUAGUACUAUUUCAGUCUGGGUAGAUUCGGUGACAACUUAUAAUCAUUUGCGAAGUUGAUCAGAACGUUUCAACGUCGCUUCGGUUCUGUGUCGUACUAUCUUCCUCGAUACUUGUAAAAAUGCAGCGUGACCUUUGGCGUUUAUGUGCCGCUGCCUUCGUGGCAUUUUUUGGUAUCGUCAGUGCCAACAAAUCGAAACAGUCUUCCAGCAUCUCUACUAGCGUCACCUCUACUUCUUCGCCGGGUAUAAAUGCUACUUCCACUACUGAAGCUGAUGAAAUGCAGUUGGAGGAUAUUGAUCAGGAAGUUCUGAAGGAACUGCAGCUAGAAGACGAAAUGGAUAAAUUAGCGGCCCGCAUUGGACAAUGCCGUCAAGUCUGCCAGCGCCGGUGUUUCUCUCAGGGAAUUACCACCUGUCGGAAUAUCUGUCACAAUCGCUGCAUUGUGGCCGAUGAAGAUAAUGAAACGAGUAAUGCCACGGAAACCACUGCAGCUUCCGGUUGGGAUAACGUGACCGCUUCGCAACCAUCGUGGAAUGCAACUUUGGGCGUCAACACUGCGAGUACCGAGACAGAAGCCGUGCCUCGAAAACCUGCAAAACCACAGUCUUCGAAGUUCAUCUUGAUCAAAGAGUCGAGACCCAAGCGCAUCCGCGCGAAUCGCCGUAAAGUUCAAGAAGUUGUGCUGAUCGUUGACGCGGGUGACGAUGGGACAGAAAAACGCUUCGAUCGUGACGCAGAGAAUAUAUUUUUUUAAACGAGACCGAACCGAUAUGAUUCGCUGACAUGGCUUGGUACUGUGGACAGUUCGCGCUCUCAACUAGCGAAUUAUUUCUGACUCUUUUUUGUUUUAUUGUUCCUUCAUGUACUUACGAUGCAGCCGCAACAAGAAUACACUUAUCGGCAAAUAAACUGAAAGUUUGGAAAAUUAUACGAAAUUUUCGAAAAAAAAUGGAAGAAGAAAACUAGUACAGAUAUAUGAGAGACAUAGCUGAAUACAUAAAUAUCUACAAGACUCCAUACAAUUAUCUAACUAAAAAGAUAAAACAAAAUUACGAACGACUUAAUCAGGGAACAUCAUAGAAAAGCCAUCGUCCGACUAACUUCAGCAACAGCUGUACAUCAUGAAUUAUUUCGAAACUCUUCCUCGGUCAUCCCGUCUAAGAUCUUCACUUCUUUACACCCAACUAUUAACAACCAGUCAUCGUCCAGCUGAUCGAUUUCUUUUUGCGAGCACCCGGCCUUUUUCGUGAUGUACGUCUCAUGGUCCGAU
This is a messenger RNA of Paramacrobiotus metropolitanus, 1427 nucleotides long. RefSeq lists its product as uncharacterized. NCBI's taxonomy places the organism in Eukaryota, Metazoa, Tardigrada, Eutardigrada, Parachela, Macrobiotidae. Bases 276 to 911 code for a protein of 211 amino acids. The record is from RefSeq and is a predicted model, not a curated record. The transcript is spliced from 2 exons.